This is a messenger RNA of Phyllostomus hastatus (greater spear-nosed bat), 5383 nucleotides long. RefSeq names its product dynein axonemal assembly factor 9 (gene DNAAF9). NCBI's taxonomy places the organism in Eukaryota, Metazoa, Chordata, Mammalia, Chiroptera, Phyllostomidae. The coding region runs from base 104 to 3637 and encodes 1177 amino acids. The transcript has 37 exons. The record is from RefSeq and is a predicted model, not a curated record.
CCCAGUCGCCCCGCCUGGCCACAGAGGCCCAGGAGCCGCCCUGCGGGCCUGUGCGACCCCUCACAGCGGCACCUUUCUCCUGCGUCACCCGCCGUCCGCCGCCAUGGACUUGUAUUCUCCGCACCGGCUGGGGUUGCCCCGCGCGUGGUCCCCCAGCGGCUCUGGCCGCGGGUCGCCCUCUGUCAGCUGCAGCAGGCUCCGCCAGGUUCAGAGCAUCCUGACCCAGAGCAGCAAGUCUCGACCCGACGGGAUCCUCUGCAUCCUAGGAAUCGACAGCAGGUACAAUGAAGGCUGCAGAGAGCUGGCCAAUUAUCUUCUCUUUGGUUUGUACAAUCAGAAUGUUGGUGAUUUUGAGAAAACGGGGUUUUCUGAAGAAGUUCUAGAUGAUGUAAUUAUACUGAUUAAAUCAGACAGUGUCCAUCUGUACUGUAAUCCUGUGAACUAUCGCUAUCUCUCACCCUGUGUGGCACAUUGGAGGAAUCUGCACUUCCACUGCAUGACCGAAAAUGAGUAUGAAGAUGAGGAAGCUGCAGAAGAAUUUAAAAUUGCCAGCUUCGUGGACAUGGUUCGAGACUGUAGCAGAAUUGGCAUUCCUUAUAGCUCCCAAGGUCACUUGCAGAUAUUUGAUAUGUUUGUAGUGGAGAAGUGGCCAAUUGUACAGGCCUUUGCACUUGAGGGCAUUGGAGGGGAUGGAUUUUUUACCAUGAAAUAUGAGCUGCAGGACGUGAGUUUGAAUCUAUGGAAUGUCUACAGCAAGAUGGAUCCUGUGUCUCUGGAGAGUUUGCUUUCAGAAGAUUUGGUGACUUUUGAACAUCAGUGGACUAGCUUCUUUGCUAAUUUUGACACAGAAAUUCCUUUCCUGCUGGAACUUUCUGAAUCUCAGGCGGGUGAGCCAUUCAGAAGUUAUUUCAGUCAUGGAAUGAUCUCCAGCCAUAUAACUGAAAACAGCCCUAAUAGGCAGCCGUUUGUCCUCUUUGGUAAUCACUCCACGCGAGAAAACCUGAACGCUGGCAGCUUUAACUUCCCCUCUGAAGGGCACCUGGUACGCAACACUGGUCCCAGCGGGAGCAUUGCCAAACACAUGGUUGUACAGUGUGUCUCACCAAAGGGGCCCCUUGCUUGUUCAAGAACGUACUUUUUUGGGACUACUCACAUUCCUUACUUGGGUGAUAACAACAAGUUGCCCAAGAAAACUGAACCAAUUAGGCUCUUGUCCCAGGUAUAUGCUGCUGUUAUUGAGGCUGUUUUGGCUGGCAUUGCAUGUUAUGCUAAAACUUCCAGUUUAACAAAGGCCAAGGAGGUAGCUGAGCAGACCAUGGUAUCUCAGUUAGAGUCCUUUGAGCUGGUGCAGUUUAAGGCAGCCCUACGCUCCAAGAUGGCUUUUCAUAUACAUGCUGUGAAUAAUCAGGGAAGAAUUGUGCCUCUGGACGGUGAAGAUAGCUUAUACUUCGUGAAGACGGCUUGUAUGACCGUCUAUGAUAUUCCCGACUUGCUGGGAGGAAGGGGAUGCUUAGGGUCUGUGGUCUUCUCAGAAUCAUUUUUGACGUCUCAGAUCUUGGUUAAAGAAAAGGAUGGCACUGUUAACACAGAAACCAGCUUCAUAGUGCUGACAGCCGCCAUACCCAGAUUCUGCUCCUGGCUGGUAGAAGAUAAUGAAGUGAAAUUGUCGGAAAAAACCCAGCAAGCAGUGAAGGGAGAUGAGUGUUUCCUGGGCACUUUUCUAGCAGGAGGAGAGGGAGCAUAUCUUUAUUCCAGUAAUUCACAGUCCUGGCCUGAGGAAGGGAAAGUGAAUUUCUUCUCUAGCGGCCUUCUGUUUUCUCACCGUCAUCACGGAAGCAUCAUCAUUUCCAAGGAUCACGUGAACUCCAUUUCGUUCUAUGAUGGGGAUUCCACCAGCAUCGUUGCUGCCCUUCUGAUAGACUUCAGAAGCUCAUUGCUUCCUCAUCUCCCAGUUCAUUUUCAUGGUUCAAGCAAUUUUCUGAUGAUUGCCCUUUUCCCCAGAUCAAAGAUAUACCAAGCAUUUUACCCAGAGGUCUUCUCCCUCUGGCAAAAGCAAGCUAACUCAGGGCUGUCUUUAAAAGUGAUCCAGGAAGAUGGAUUAUCUGUGGAACAAAAGAGAUUACACUCCCGUGCACAGAAGCUCUUCAGUGUCCUGAGCCAUUCUGCUGGGGAGAAAUGGAAUCCUCUAAAGCUACUGUCAGCCAAACUCCCAGAGCUGGACUGGUUUCUCCAGCAUUUCGCCAUCAGCAGCAUUAGUCGAGAGCCUGUGAUAAGGACCCAUCUCCCUGUCCUGCUCCAGCAAACUGAAAUCAACCCUACUCAGCAAGUAGAAAAUGACAAGAUCAUUGUCAGCAUUGUAACUGGCCUCCCAGGAUGUCAUGCUAGCGAGCUCUGUGCUUUCCUGGUCACUCUGCAUAAGGAGUACGGCAGGUGGAUGGUGUACCGCCAGAUCAUGGAUGGCUCUGAAUGUUUUCAUGCUGCCCACUUCCAGAGGUACCUUUCCAGUGCCCUGGAAGCCCAGCGGAACCUCUCUGCCCGCCAGUCAGCCUACCUCCGCAAGAAGACCAGACUGCUGGUGGUGUUACAAGGCUACAUGGACAUUAUCGAUGUUGUCCAGGCCCUGCAGACGCACCCCGACCCAAAUGUCAAGUCCUCCUUCACCAUCGGUGCCAUCACGGUGUGCGUGGAGCCCCUGAGCUGCUACAUGGAGCACAGAUUUCUCUUUCCUAAAUGUCUUGACCAGUGUUCACAAGGCCUGGUGAGUAAUGUGGUGUUCACCAGUCACACUGUGGAGCAGAGGCACCCUCUCCUCGUUCAGCUGCAGAACCUCAUCCGGGCUGCCAACCCUACUGCAGCCUUCAUUCUUGCAGAAGACGGGAUCGUCACCAGGAAUGAAGACAUCGAACUGAUUCUGUCUGAAAACAGUUUUUCAAGUCCUCAGAUGCUACGGUCUCGAUAUUUACUGUACCCUGGCUGGUAUGAAGGUAAAUUUGAUCCUGGAUCAGUCUUUCCACUAAUGGUUCAGAUCUGCGUGUGGUUUGGGCGUCCCCUGGAGAAGACUCGCUUUGUGGCCAAGUGUAAAGCAAUUCAGUCCUCCAUCAAGCCAAGUCCCUUCUCUGGAAACAUCUACCACAUCCUGGGCAAAGUGAAGUUUUCAGACUCGGAGAAGACCAUGGAGGUCUGCCACAACACUCUGGCCAAUUCCCUGAGCAUCGCGCCCGUCCUGGAGGGACCCACGCCGCCACCCAGCUCCCGAGGCACACCUCAGGACGGCAGCGGGCAGCAGGAGUGCUACCUCGUGUUCAUCGGCUGCUCCCUGAAGGAAGACAGCGUCAAGGACUGGCUGCGGCAGUCGGCGAAGCAGAAGCCUCAGAGGAAAGCCCUGAAGACCAGGGGUAUGCUGACCCAGCAGGAGAUCAGGAACAUCCAUGUGAAACGCCACCUGGACCCCCUGCCUGCAGGCUACUUUUAUAAUGGCACCCAGUUCGUCAAUUUCUUUGGUGACAAGACUGAUUUCCACCCGCUCAUGGACCAGUUCAUGAACGACUACGUGGAAGAAGCCAACCGGGAAAUCGAGAAGUACAACCGUGAGCUGGAGCAGCAGGAAUAUCACGACCUCUUUGAGCAGAAGCCUUAGAGGAAGGCUGCAGAGUGUCCACUCUGGAUGGAGGUGGACAGAAUGGGCUGUCUGAGCCCCAGUUCCACGAGGCCCCUCCCUGGAGGGGCUCUUUGUUCUCCUUGGCCUUUGAGUGCUGGCUUGAGUGCAUGUCGUCUUUUUUCUCUCUGCAGCGCUGAAGAGCAUCACCUGCACCACAGACUGGGGGGAGGGGUCCUCACCGAGGCUGAGCAGACAGUGACUGCGCCGUGUGUGCGGCUGGCAGUCCAGGACUUCUAGGUCUCUGAUAACAGUGUCUCCUUUGGGCUGUUGCGGCACCGUACGAGGGAGGGGAAGGUUUUUGGAUUGCACAGAGGAGCUGCUGGGAUGCAGAAGGAACCCUAGCUACCCAAACUGGGACCACUCCUGGGGAGGGCCAGGCCACCACAGACUUCAGGCCUCAAGACAGUGACCCAGAAAAGCCCUAUCCCCAGUGCCUGCCUCCCUGGCCAGGCCCCUUCCACUGAAGGAGCUGGCCCUGCUGGCCCCGGGCCCAGCUCUGGGGCGAGCAGCGUAAGUCCUUCCCCAGCCCAGCCCAGAGCCAGAAGCUUGGGCUGAGGUCAAUAGCUUGUUUUAAAACGAGGGGAUUUUCCUUAUGGACUAAACAGGAAAGGUGUGCUGCCCUCCAGACGUGGAUGGCUGUUGAAUUGACACAAGCAGCCCGCCUUGGGAUUGGUUUGAGUUCCUCUCGUGGUAUCACUCUGGUCUGCCUAAUUCAGGGACCAGAGCGAGCCUGUUGCUGGAACCUCCCUGGCAAUGCUUUGCCUCACUGUUGAGGGGAGUGUCCUGCAACUGCUUAGUCUUAAGCACUGAUCACGAUUGUGUGUCCUUGAAGGGGGUUCAGUCUCUUGCACCCGACCCUCCCCUCAGCCUUACCAAGGAAGGCCUGGUCUGCAGCCACAAAUUAGAGAAAACCCAUGCCCCUGAGCAUUGUUCCUAGCCCUGGACCUUUGGGCUCCAGGGGGCCAGGAAUUUCAGAGAAUCCCGGUAUCCAAAUUAGAAUUCCUUCCAGUGGCUUUGUUUUUGGAUGGACCGUAAAGCAGAGGGGAAUUACAAGUGUGUCCCUCCUGAAGUUGUGCCUGACCUCCAGAAUCCAUGUGGCAGAGGGGGUCAUGAGCACUGAUAUUUAGGUGAUAUCUGUUAGGACUUCAGCGCCUCAGCUGCCUAGAUUGUAAAUGCUUUCUGAAGUUCACUUUUUUUUUUUUUGCAUGCCUUAGGAACAGCCACAUAGGCAAAACCAGCAAUGUUUCCAAUAAUGUAGGGGGUUUGAGAAAAGCCCCUGGUGCAGAGGAGAGUUGGGACAGGACGAAGCACACGUGGUCCGUGUGCCUGCUCACACGGGGGUCUGCCUGCAAGUCCUAAAGCAGUUGUCACAGGGGCUUGUUGGUGACAUGAACUGACUUAUAUUAGAAAAAAAAAAUUUGUAUUUGAAGCCAAAUGAACAAAACUCCAGGAUCACUGGUUAAGAAAUCUUGCAUGCAGAAAAGCUUCUGAAAAGGCCCGUGUGCUCCAGUCCCAGCUCCCAUAGCCACUGGUGACAAGGCCCCAAGUCAGAGAGCCCCUGAUGUCUGGCUGGCCAGAGCUUGGGGUUCACAGUGGGCCUGCCUCUGCUCCAGAAUCAAUAACAUAGAUCUUAAGUGCAAUUGAUAAAAUAAGCAAUGAGUUACUGUAGCUUCCUUUAGCUCUACUGAGCUCUUUUUAAAAACUCAAACUUGAGCAGCCUUAGAA